AUGUCUGACAAGCCGCAGCCGAUCGCCGCCGCCAACUGGAAGUGCAACGGGACCACCGCCUCCAUCGAGAAGCUGGUGCAGGUCCUCAACGAGCACCACAUCAGCCAUGACGUGCAGUGCGUCGUGGCGCCAUCCUUUGUGCAUAUCCCGCUGGUUCAGGCCAAGCUCUGCAACCCCAAGUACGUCAUCAGCGCUGAGAACGCGAUCGCCAAGAGCGGCGCCUUCACAGGUGAGGUGUCUAUGCCGAUAUUGAAGGACCUGGGCGUCAACUGGGUCAUUCUUGGCCACUCGGAACGCCGCACCUACUACGGUGAGACGGACGAGGUCGUAGCACAGAAAGUUUCGGAUGCCUGCCUGCAGGGCUUCAUGGUGAUUGCUUGCAUCGGGGAGACGCUGCAGCAGCGUGAAGCGAACCUGACAGCGAAGGUGGUACUGGGUCAGAUGGCGGCGAUCGCCGCGAAGCUGCCGAAGAAAGCGUGGGGCCAAAUCGUGCUGGCCUACGAGCCCGUGUGGGCCAUUGGUACCGGCAAGGUCGCCACGCCCGAGCAGGCACAGGAGGUCCACGCGCUUCUGCGCAAGUGGGUAAGCGAGAAGAUUGGCGCCGACGUCGCCGCGAAACUCCGCAUCUUGUACGGCGGCUCCGUCAGCGCCAGCAAUGCCAAGACGCUCUACAUGAAGCACGAUAUUAACGGUUUUCUGGUCGGUGGCGCGUCCCUCAAGCCGGAGUUCCGCGAAAUUAUCGAUGCCACCCAGUGA
Leishmania braziliensis MHOM/BR/75/M2904 is the source of this 756-nucleotide messenger RNA. Its product is annotated as triosephosphate isomerase. The transcript has a single exon. Gene Ontology annotation, molecular function: triose-phosphate isomerase activity. Gene Ontology annotation, cellular component: cytosol. Bases 1 to 756 code for a protein of 251 amino acids. NCBI's taxonomy places the organism in Eukaryota, Euglenozoa, Kinetoplastea, Trypanosomatida, Trypanosomatidae. The record is from RefSeq and is a predicted model, not a curated record. Gene Ontology annotation, biological process: glycolytic process; gluconeogenesis; glycerol catabolic process.